Messenger RNA from Thermothielavioides terrestris NRRL 8126, 1807 nucleotides. RefSeq lists its product as uncharacterized. Bases 89 to 1657 code for a protein of 522 amino acids. The record is from RefSeq and is a predicted model, not a curated record. NCBI's taxonomy places the organism in Eukaryota, Fungi, Ascomycota, Sordariomycetes, Sordariales, Chaetomiaceae. The transcript has a single exon. Gene Ontology annotation, cellular component: tRNA (m1A) methyltransferase complex; nucleus. Gene Ontology annotation, biological process: tRNA methylation.
AAAGGACUUCCCAUUUACAUGCUCAGUCGCGUACAACGGCGCGCACCAGCGAUCCGUUGUCUCUUGUUCUCUUGUUGUAGCACCAGCCAUGGCGCCGACAACAAGAACCUGCGUUUCACCGUUUCUCGAUCCGGGGCCGCGCACGAAGGCCAAUUCGCUCGCAAUCGUCCAGCUUUCGCGAGACAACCUCCUACCCGUGUACCUGCAAGUCCCCAAUGGAGAGCACGAUGGCUAUGCCGAGGGUGCGGUUGUGAACACUCGCUAUGGUUCUUUUCCCCACUCGACCAUGUUAGAUGUCCCCUGGGGCUCGCAGAUUCGAGCCUCGAAGGUAGACACCGGGUCACGAGGUCGCAAGAGGAAGCGCGAGGCAGACGACCAGGCCUGCCGGGAGGCCACGGCCGUGAGCGAGAAGGACGAAGAGCCAAGCGCCGCCGGCGCAGACAGGGACGGCGCCGCGGCCGUCAAGCAAGCUGUCGCCGACUCGAGCGGCUUCGUUCACAUCCUGCCCCCGACUCCGGAGCUCUGGACUACCAGCCUGCCACACCGGACUCAAGUCGUUUAUACCCCCGACUACAGUUACAUCCUGCACAGAAUUCGUGCGAGGCCCGGGUCGACUUUGAUCGAGGCCGGCGCCGGCAGCGGGAGCUUCACCCAUGCAGCAGUGCGAGCCGUGUACAAUGGCUAUCCGGCCGAAGGGCAGCGCAAGGGCAAGGUGUUCAGCUUCGAGUUCCAUGAGCAGCGCUAUCAGAAGAUGAAGAAAGAACUUUCAGAUCAUGGCCUGGAAGGGUUGGUGCAGCUGACGCACCGCGACGUUUACAGUGGCGGCUUUCUGGUUGACGGCAAGAGCCCAGAGGCCGACGCCGUCUUCCUCGACCUGCCCGCUCCGUGGGAGGCUCUCCCUCAUUUGUCACGACGGAGACCGCAGGACAUGGCCGAUACCGACGGUGCCGCCGCCGGAAAUGGACAGCAGUCAUGGGUGUCACCACUGAAUCCCAGAAAAAGCGUAUACAUCUGCACCUUCUCCCCCUGCAUCGAGCAAGUCACGCGAACGGUAUCGGCUAUGCGCCGGUUAGGCUGGGUCGACAUUGAUAUGGUCGAGAUUGCGAACAGGAAGCUGCACGCAUCGCGCGAUCGCGUCGGCCUGAACCUCAAUUUUGAUCGAGGCGUCAACAACUCGCCCCGCGACGUUGAGGAAGCCCUAGCGAGGCUAGCCGAAAUUGAGGCACGCUCUCGCGAGCAAGCAGCGAAGCCAAGAGAUGCAGAUGCUGAUGAGGACAUGGACUUGGCCGACGAAGUCGGGGCCCCCGCCAAAGGCAACGAAGCCAGGAAUGGCGAGCACGCCCCCUCAACCGAGGAGACAUCGACCGCAACGGCCCCGUGGAUGGAAGGACGGCUGAUCACGCGCGGCGAGCCCGAGAUCAAGUCCCACACUUCCUACCUCGUCUUUGCCGUCCUUCCAAUGGAAUGGACCGAGCAAGACGAGGCCGCCGCUGCGGCCAAGUACCCUGUGGGCAAGGAGCAAAAGGUCAUCGGCGCCAUAGACAAGGCGGCCAGAAAGCAGGAGCGACGGGAACUGCUCCAGAAACAACAGGGUGGUGCUAGCCGGAAGGCGCGGAGGAAAGAGAGGGACGAAAAGCUGGGCGAGAUAUCCGGUUAACGGGAGCUCCGCAGCCCAUGCCGUUCACUCUGGCCAUGGUGUAUAUCGGGAGGCUUUCUUUGAUUGAUUUGGUGGGGAAAAAUAGAUCUCUCCAAGUCUACACUAUAUACCCAAGAAUCGAUCCAGCAAAGGAUGAGUUCUCGGAGAAGU